Messenger RNA from Ochotona curzoniae (black-lipped pika), 1599 nucleotides. RefSeq names its product chromosome unknown C20orf27 homolog (gene ADISSP). The transcript is spliced from 6 exons. Lineage: Eukaryota; Metazoa; Chordata; Mammalia; Lagomorpha; Ochotonidae. The record is from RefSeq and is a predicted model, not a curated record. Bases 523 to 1047 code for a protein of 174 amino acids.
UUGGCUUGGCCCAGCCCCCACUAUUAUGGGUGUUUAGGGGCUGAACCAACAAGUGAAGGCUCCCUCUGCCUUCCAGGUAACAUGGAAAUCAGUGGAAAUGAAAAACAUAGCUGGUUACCUGCCCGUGGCACCUGCUCCUCCUCAGCCUUCCCCCGUAGCUCAGCCUCACUGCGGGUCCCUGCCACCACCCUUCGGGAGGAGCCAAGUGACUUAGCAUUUGAUGUUUCCUCUGUUCCAGGCCUAGAGGCGAGCUGGAUUGUUUGCUUCUAACGGCUGGUUUAAGGGAAGAGAGUGAGGAUGUUGCACUGUCGUCGGUGGUGACACGGGAGUGGUUGCUUGCUUUGUUUUGCUUCCGCUUCUUUAUAAUCCUUGUGCACUGCUCUGGUUUGUGGAUUCUGCCUGUCCCUGUCAGUCACGCUCACAGCUCCUGCUGGUGUCCCUGGAGCAUGGGAGGCUGCUGAGCUGGAGGGCCGUUGGAGGAGGCAGGAGUGUGUGUCUCCGCCCACGACAGUGAGGGCGUCCAUGGCUGCAGCCAAUAAGGGCAACAAGGCCCGAGUCCGGAGUAUCCGCUUCGCAGCAGGCCAUGAUGCGGAAGGCUCCCAGAGCCAUGUACACUUUGAUGAGAAGCUGCAUGACUCAGUGGUCAUGGUCACCCAGGAGAGUGACAGCAGCUUCCUGGUCAAGGUUGGCUUCCUGAAGAUUCUGCACAGGUACGAGAUCACCUUUACCCUUCCCCCAGUGCACAGACUAAGCAAGGAUGUUGGCGAGGCACCUGUGCCCAGCUUGCACCUCCGGCUGCUCAGCGUUCUGUCUGUCCCAGAAGGUUACAGCGUCAAGUGUGAGUACUCGGCACACAAGGAGGGCGUGCUCAAGGAGGAGAUGCUGCUGGCCUGCGAAGGAGGGGCCGGCACCUACGUGCGAGUGACGGUGCAGGCGCGAGUCAUGGACCGGCACCACGGCACGCCCAUGCUGCUGGACGGUGUCAAAUGUGUGGGCGCUGAGCUUGAAUACGACUCAGAACACAGUGACUGGCAUGGCUUCGACUGAUGCCCCGGUCCUGUCCUCUCGGGGCCUUCCGCCUUAACCCCACCUUGGCUCCCGACAUGCUGCGCAAUGGUGUGGCGUCCCCCCUCCUCCCCGGGAUGGGCAUGGGGGGGGGGAGGGGUGGAGCAUCCAGGGGCCUCCGAUGCCAGGCCUUGCCCAUACUGCUCACCUCUGCCUUCAUUCGUGCCACCACCCUGCCCCUCCCAUGACCUCCUCUCCCACUUCCUCCAUGUGCCUCAGUCUCCUGCCAGAAGCAUUGGGUUGAGCCCCCAUGGGAGGCUAUCUGAGGAGGGAAGUAGGGGCCUGGGGUGGGUCCUACCCAUUCCCUACCCCAGCCAGGGUCUGGGUUAAAGACGGAGCUGGCUCUGUGACAUGGCCCCACCGCUGCUGCUGCUGCCACCACCUUGCUUUAGCCACCUUUGCUACUCUCCCCCGUGCUUCCCCGGGUGAGGAGUAGGGAGGUGCAGACUCCAACCCCACCCCUCAGGUCUGUGCUAUUUGAUUUUUAAAUGACUGGUUGGGAUAGAACUGUAAAGAAAUAAAACUUCCAGUGGA